This is a messenger RNA of Adineta steineri, 340 nucleotides long. The record is from the annotation of a GenBank genome assembly. NCBI's taxonomy places the organism in Eukaryota, Metazoa, Rotifera, Eurotatoria, Adinetida, Adinetidae.
UCAUUACUGAUAUAUAAUGACAUUUCAAUCUAAAACGAUUAUUUCUACUCCAAUAGUUCAAUGCAUUCAUUCAUUUUUUUUAUUUUUAGCUCAGACGAAUUCCAAAGACACCACAAAUCCAUUUACAUUAUCUGAUAUUUCAUCCUUACCAGUAACUACAAACCAAUCUAAAUCAUUUAGUGAACGACAAAAUCAAACUGAAAAUGAUUUGCAUAAUAAUCAAUCGUCUUAUACCAAUAUAUCUUUGACUACCGUAGUAUCUCAUUCACAUAAAUCAAUACAAACAACAAAUUCAUUGAAUAGAAUAUAUUUUACACAAAAUACAACAUCAUUAGAUUAA